UUUUAGACUUGUUAAGAAAAACAAGACUAAAAAAGAAAGGUUUGAACUUUGAAGCAGUAGUAUGUUUGUUGAGUAGCAUUCUCAAAUUUUUAAGUAUCUUCUCCAUUAUCACUGAACAUGGAGCCUCACCAAACUGAUUCUUGCAGCUCACCAUUUCCUGCCAACUUAAAGUUUAAUUCCCAUGGAAACAAGAGGAAGAAUGUUCUUAAUAAAGGAGAUGAUGAUUGUACCACAGCCUCUUCUACAAAUUCUUAUUACCCUCUUGCAAAGAAGCUACAAAGAACACCUGAGGCAUCUGCUAUCAGUGAAUUUCUGCAUGGAUUUGACAAGAGGGAGUUUGGUAGUGUAACAAAGGACAUAGAAUAUCUUCAAGCUCUAAAGAAGUCAAGUCUGCAAAAACUUUCUUCUAGACUGCAUUCACCAAUUCCUUCUCUAAAGUUAGACGUUGAAAAGAAGAGACCGGAGAAAUUUAAGAUAACCAGUGUGCCACAAUUUGAUGUCAUCAAUUUGGACGACCAUUUUCAAGGUCAUGUUAUGGCUGCUGAUACACCUUUGGUAAUCAUUGAUUCCGAUGAAGAAGAGGAAGACAGUGGAUAUCAGAAUCAUUCGCACCUUCCUUCCAAGGAGGCCUUGAGUGAACCUGCUGAGAAAUGUCGAAUGAAGGAUUCAGCUGUGAAGGAUUGUCAAGAGGUUAAAGUUCCAAUUGAUGACCAAUAUCAAGGUCAUGUUACAGCUGCUGUUGUACCAGUAAUAAUCCUCGAUUCGGAUGAAGAAGACACUGAAUAUAAACGACCUGCCAACAAGGUUCAAUUGAAGGAUUUGACUGAAAUAGACUGCCGAGAGGUAAAAGCUCCGGAUGAUGAAGCUAGAAGCUUUCCUUCUAAUUGUUUUGUCCAAGUUGACGAAAGCGGAAAUAUUGAUUCCAAGAAUGACAUUAGAGUGAACAACAGUGAAAUAGUUAAAGUUUCAAAGGAUAUUUCUGGGUCUUCAUUUUCUGAAUGCAAGAUCCAGGUGGAUGCAAGUCCAUACUUUGGCAUUGAAGCUGAUGUUAAAAUUGGGGACACUGAAAAGAUCAAAGAUUCAAUGGAUGUGUCUGGAGAUUUGCUUGGUAAAUGCAAUACUCUAGUAGAUUUAACUCCAUUUGCAAGAAUGGUAAAUGAUUCAUCCGCAAAAGAAGAAAAUCAUCAAAAUGAUGUUGAAGAUGCUGCUUUCGCAGAAAAUGAAACUGACAAUGACACACGAGCCUCAAGGGAUGCUCUUGGGACUUUGCCUAUGAAAUGCACUAAUCAGUUAGAUGAAAGAGCAGUUGUUGGGUUGGACAAUGGCAUGGUGGAAAAAGAAGAUACUUGUCAAAUUGAUGCUCAAGAUGGUGGUGCGACCAAAUUUAAUGUUGAGGGUGAUAUUCAAAAUGCUGACAGCAAAAAGGUUGAAGAUUCGAGAGAUGUUGUUGAGGAGUCAAUUGAUAAAUGCAAUAUCCAGGUUGGCGAAUGUGCAUAUGCUGGCAGCGAAAAUCAUACUGCAAUAAAACAAGAUAGUCACGAAACUGAUGUUGAAGAUGACACCUUGACUGAAUUUGAUAAAGAGGAUGAUAUUCAAGAUACAGAAAGCAAAAAGGACAAAGCUUCAACAUAUAUUUUUUUGGGUUCCCAGGUGGAUGAAAGUACGUUUCUCGAUAUGGAAGACGAUAUAGCCACAACAAGUGUUGAAGAUGAUGGUUUAGAUGAUAUUUGGAAGGAGAUGGCGUUUGCAUUGGAGUGUACCAAGGACUCUGCUGUGGUUUUUGCUUCUGAUGAGCACAUAGAAGAUGAGGAGUGUGAUCAUUCAUUUAUCUUGAAAGAUGAUCUUGGCUAUGUUUGUCGCAUUUGUGGAGUCAUUCAGAGAAGUAUUGAUACCAUAAUUGAUAUUCAAUAUUCCAAGAAGAGGAGUACUAGAACAUAUGCUUCUGAGGCUAAAAAUACCAGUGGCAAAGAGUCAAUUGAUGUACUUGCAGUUGGAACUCAAUCUUCCCAUUUAAUGGUGACUGAAAUUUUUGCUCAUCCAAGACAUAGGAAGGAAAUGAAAGCCCACCAAGUAGAGGGCUUUAAUUUUCUUUGCAGCAAUCUCGUGGCUGAUAAACCGGGGGGUUGCAUCUUGGCCCAUGCUCCUGGUUCCGGGAAGACAUUCAUGAUUAUAAGUUUUAUACAGAGUUUUUUAGCUAAGUAUCCCAAUGCCAGACCAUUGGUGGUGCUGCCUAAAGGAAUCUUGGCUACUUGGAAGAAGGAAUUUCAGAUUUGGCAAGUGGAGAACAUUCCUCUUCUUGAUUUUUACAGUUCUAAGGCGGAAAAUCGCUCUCAGCAGUUAGAUGUGUUGAAGAGAUGGGUGAAAGAAAAGAGCAUCUUGUUUUUGGGUUAUACACAGUUAUCUGUUAUAGUUUGUGAACACAAUAACAGCAAGGUGACAUCGGAGUGUCAAGAUAUACUGCUAAAGGUCCCCAGUAUUCUUAUUAUGGAUGAAGGUCACACUCCUAGAAAUGAGGAAACUGAUGUACUUCAAUCCCUUUCAAAAAUCCAAACCCCUCGGAAAGUGAUACUUUCGGGAACCUUGUAUCAAAAUCAUGUGAAGGAGGUUUUCAAUGUAUUGAAUCUUGUUCGUCCACAGUUUCUGAAGUUAAAAGAUUCAAGAAUGAUUGUUACUCGCAUUAUGAGCAGGGUGGAUAUAUCAAAAGCGAGGAAACAUUUAAAAUAUGGUGCCGAUUCUGCUUUUUUUGACUCGGUAGAGUACACGCUGCAAAAAGAUGAAGACUUCAGAAGAAAAAAGGCUGUGAUACAAGAUCUCCGUGAGAUGACUAGCAAGGUCCUCCAUUAUUAUAAAGGAGAUUUCCUGGAUGAGCUUCCAGGGCUUGUUGAUUUCACGGUUGUACUCAAUCUCAGUGCUACACAGAAAGAAGAAGUUCAGAAGUUGAGGAAAUUGGACAAGUUCAAGAGAAUUUCAUUAGGAAGUGUCGUGUAUAUGCACCCACAUCUUAAAACCUUUUCAGCAAAUUGUUUUGCAGCAGGAGAAAAAGGUUCAAAUAUUGAUGCUAAGAAGAUAGAUGCUAUGUUAGAAAAUCUGGAUAUGAGGGAGGGAGUGAAAACUAAGUUUUUUCUCAAUUUACUCCGACUAUGUGACUCUGCUGGUGAGAAGCUUCUGGUUUUCAGUCAGUAUAUCUUACCUCUGAAGCUUUUGGAGAGAUUAUCUGCAAAGAUAUAUGGUUGGAGUCUUGGAAAUGAACUCUUUAUGAUCACAGGUGACUCGAGCACGGAGCAAAGAGAAUUGUGCAUGGAACAGUUUAAUUGCUCCCCAAGUGCUAAAGUCUUUUUCGGAUCAAUCAAAGCCUGCGGUGAAGGCAUAUCUUUGGUAGGUGCAUCUCGUAUUUUAAUAUUGGAUGUUCAUCUUAACCCGUCAGUAAGCCGUCAGGCAAUUGGGCGUGCAUUCCGGCCAGGCCAAAAGAAGAAAGUAUAUGCAUACAGAUUGGUGGCUGCCGAUUCUCCUGAGCUGGAUGACUACCUCACUUGUUCAAGGAAGGAGUUGAUUUCGAAAAUGUGGUUCGAGUGGAAUGAACACUCUGGAGACCAAAACUUUGAAAUGAGAACUAUUGAUGUAAGCGAAUGUGAUGAUAUGUUCUUCGCGAGUGAAGGGCUGAGAGAAGACUUGAAUACUUUGUACAGAAGGUAAUUUUGUUUGUCAAACUAGAGGAACUGGAGUACAUACCAUGUUUGUGAUUUCUUCUCUCUGCCUCCGAACAUAAUGUGCAGCGUAAACAGUAUUAGAAAUCAUAGAAAUGAUUAUUUGGCAAUUACCCCGACUUCGUUUUUUUGCUUGUCAGGAGGCUGUGAAGAGUAGUAGGGUGGAACCUGAAUCUUUAACCCUCUAUUUUUCUCUGAAGUAAGUCUUUUGUAAAUUCGGAUACAAAAUUUUAAUUGUUGGAAUUUGGGAAUUACUAAUUGGGAAUUUGAGUAGCUGAUUAAUUUACCAAUCUCUGUUCCACUCAUUAAUGAGUGAAUGAAUUCUAUUUGAGCAUGUAUGCAAAUUUACACUUAUUCAUGUUCCUGUAAUCAGUAGUUGGUCUAUAAUGAACGAAAGAAACUGAUGCUCGGAAAGCGUUUGCCUCUUUUGGAGAUAAUAAGCUUUGAGGCAUAGCUCAUU
Messenger RNA from Mercurialis annua (annual mercury), 4164 nucleotides. RefSeq names its product protein CHROMATIN REMODELING 35-like. Gene Ontology annotation, molecular function: ATP binding; ATP-dependent chromatin remodeler activity. The transcript has 7 exons. Lineage: Eukaryota; Viridiplantae; Streptophyta; Magnoliopsida; Malpighiales; Euphorbiaceae. The coding region runs from base 118 to 3693 and encodes 1191 amino acids. Gene Ontology annotation, biological process: gene silencing by siRNA-directed DNA methylation. The record is from RefSeq and is a predicted model, not a curated record.